Bufo bufo (common toad) is the source of this 786-nucleotide messenger RNA. RefSeq names its product axoneme-associated protein mst101(1)-like. The transcript has 3 exons. Bases 1 to 786 code for a protein of 261 amino acids. Lineage: Eukaryota; Metazoa; Chordata; Amphibia; Anura; Bufonidae. The record is from RefSeq and is a predicted model, not a curated record.
AUGCAGACCUGUGAUCAGAGCGAGGACAGGCAGGAGACGCAGUGUGCUAUGCAGACCUGUGAUCAGAGCGAGGACAGGCAGGAGCAGAGGUGUGCUAUGCAGACCUGUGAUCAGAGCGAGGACAGGCAGGAGACGCGGUGUGCUAUGCAGACCUGUGAUCAGAGCGAGGACAGGCAGGAGACGCAGUGUGCUAUGCAGACCUGUGAUCAGAGCGAGGACAGGCAGGAGACGCAGUGUGCUAUGCAGACCUGUGAUCAGAGCGAGGACAGGCAGGAGACGCGGUGUGCUAUGCAGACCUGUGAUCAGAGCGAGGACAGGCAGGAGCAGCGGUGUGCUAUGCAGACCUGUGAUCAGAGCGAGGACAGGCAGGAGACGCGGUGUGCUAUGCAGACCUGUGAUCAGAGCGAGGACAGGCAGGAGCAGCGGUGUGCUAUGCAGACCUGUGAUCAGAGCGAGGACAGGCAGGAGACGCGGUGUGCUAUGCAGACCUGUGAUCAGAGCGAGGACAGGCAGGAGCAGCGGGAAAAAGGGUCACAGACAACGGUUAUAAAACCGCAUACUAAAGGGAGAGCUACAGCAGCAAUCAGACUGAAGUCUACAGAAAGAUUUUUGCCAAAAUGGCAUCUAUUGGACACAGAGAUCAUAGCAAAGAAGAAGGAAGACAAGAAGAGGAAGAGAGAAGAGGACAGCAAGACCGGAUCUAACACCUCGAAGAACAGGAAAAGAGCCAAUGAGAGGGAAUCAGAGGAUGUGGAGUUAACAUUUGACAGCAGCCAAGGUUCAUAA